Messenger RNA from Orycteropus afer afer, 1221 nucleotides. It is a transcript of the gene TESMIN, whose product is annotated as testis expressed metallothionein like protein. The record is from RefSeq and is a predicted model, not a curated record. The coding region runs from base 1 to 1221 and encodes 406 amino acids. Gene Ontology annotation, cellular component: nucleus. Gene Ontology annotation, biological process: regulation of DNA-templated transcription. NCBI's taxonomy places the organism in Eukaryota, Metazoa, Chordata, Mammalia, Tubulidentata, Orycteropodidae. The transcript is spliced from 9 exons.
AUGGUGACCUUCAACGAGAUGGACCGCCACGUGGCUGCAACGCUGGGCUCCAGCGUAGCGAGGACUGUUGAACUGAAGGAGGCAGGCGGCCCGGUGCCAGGUAAUAAACCCGAGGAAGCAGCCUCUGCGAACCCACAUGCCCAGGAGGCCUGCUGCAAGCUCCCUUCAUCUCAAGAACCGAGGGACCCCUCAGACUGUUCCCGUAAGGAUGCCAAUCCGAUGCUUCUGCAGGCUGCCCGGACAGGCCCUCAGGAGGGUGCUGCUCCCGGGAAGGCCGGGAUCAAGGCUCUGGUUGCAUCUGCAGAGGACAUGCUGAGCCUGUCCCCGAGUGUGUGCACGCCCCACCUGGGGGCCACGUGUGCAUGGCCCCAAGCCAGUGACUACUGUAGUCAGAAGAUUUUUGCCGGUACCCGCAAAGUUAAAUCUCAUCGCCCAGCAAGAUCCCAGGGUACCGUGGGCACAGGAUGGGCUGAGAAGGACCACUGUGACAGCUGCUGGGCUCCCUCCUCGGUGGCCAAGCACGGCCGCAGGAGUCCUGACCCAGACUCACUACCCCUGCAGGCUCCAGAGACCACUCGUUUCCUCUGCUUUACUUUGGGGGCGAGGUACUGUGACUGCUUUGCCAGUGGUGACUUCUGCAACAACUGCAAUUGCAAUAAUUGUUGCAACAAUUUACGUCAUGAAAUCGAACGGUUUAGGGCCAUCAAGGCAUGUCUUGAUAGAAAUCCAGAUGCCUUCCAACCCAAAAUUGGGAGACCGGGUGACGUCAAGCCUCGACAUACCAAAGGCUGUAACUGCAAGAGGUCGGGCUGCCUGAAGAACUACUGUGAGUGCUACGGGGCCAAAAUCAUGUGCUCCUCUAUCUGCAAAUGCAUUGGCUGCAAAAACUACGAAGAGAGCCCAGAGAGGAAAACGCUGCCGAGCCUGGCGAGCGCCGCGGGGACCGUGGGCCUGGAGGGCGGCCUUCCCUUAGCGCCCAGCAAGGCCUCCGGAGCCAGCGGCCCUGGCGCUGACCUUUCCCGUCUCUGCAGGCCCUUCACGUGCAUCUCCUGGGAGGUGGUGGAGGCCACCUGCGCCUGCCUGCUGGCCCAGGGGGAGGAGGCCGAGAAGGAGCACUGCUCGGAGGGGCUGGCCGAGCAGAGGGUUCUGGAGGAGUUUGGAAGGUGCCUGUCGCAGAUCCUCCGCACUGAGUUCAAGUCCAAGGGGCUGAAGAUUGAGUAG